Molecule: messenger RNA, 2187 nt
Organism: Durusdinium trenchii
Lineage: Eukaryota; Dinophyceae; Suessiales; Symbiodiniaceae
Source: the annotation of a GenBank genome assembly
AUGCGCAAGAUUCAGGCCACGCGGACUUCUCCCCUUCGAAAGAUCUGCGAAGCACAGGAGACCCCCAAAUCUUCGCGAGGAGACGCCCGCAGCUCUCCUCGCAGCGCGCGUGGAGUCCACAGCGAGCCGCGGAGUCCGCCUGUCGAGGUGCACAAGCCCUCAAAGCCCUCAAAGCCCUCAAAGCCCCCCGUGGCCGCAGCCGCGACGCACGUCCCGCGCCUGACCAAGCUGCUUGCCACGCCGCCCAAGGAGCCGCGCAAGGAUCUUCCGCGGCGCGCGGCGUCGCAGGACUUCGGCCGCGUGUCGAGCCUCAUCCCGCCCCACGUCCGCGCGAUGCUGGCUGAGCGCUCGCCCAAGCGGCGCCAGAACGACGCGCCCGACGCGCCGCCAGAGCGUCCGCCCGGGCGCCGCCCCACGGCGCGCAGUCCGGGAUUGUUUCUGCCGGAGGUGCAGGAGAUCAGCUCGGAGGAGAGCGUGAAGGAUGAGGAGAACCUCUUUGACGACACCGAGCUGCGGCUGUACCGUCAGCGGCAGCAGAUGGAGCGCCACGCGCAGAGUGCUUGGGAAGAUGCCCAGCGCUUGGCCGAACACUCGGCAAGAGUGGAAGAGGCCAAGAAGCUGCAAGUGGUGAAGGAGAAGACUGAAGCCGCCCAAAAGCAACGGCAUGAGGUGGAGGCGGCCUUGCAGCGCUUGCGCCAGGCCGUCGUCGAGGUGGAGGAGCGAGCUGCGGAGCGGACGGCGAAGCUUCGAAAGCAGCAGGAGGUAGCUGAGGAGAAAGCACGCGAGCAGGAUGCAUUGUGUGAGAAGGAUCGUGGGCGUUUGGAGAGCUUGGAAGAGGAGGCUGCUGAGCGCUUGAAGUCAGUGGAGGCGACGUGGGCGGCCAAGUUGAAGGCCCAGGAGAAGCCCUUGAGCUGUGCUGAGGAGGCCUUGAUGCAAUAUAUCAACAAGAGCAAGUCCAAGAUGGAGAGCAAGGUGAAGCGCUUGGAGGAGAAGGCGACGGCGGAGCAGAAGGCGGUCGAGGAGGAAGCCAGCGCACAACGGGUGGUGGCUCCACAGCUGGCGGCGCUGAAGUCCGAGGUCUUGGCCACCGAGCGGGGCGCCCACGCCGCGGACGAGGCCUGGAAGCGUGCGGAGGAGCGCGCCUGCGCGGAGGAAGCGAGGUUGGGUGCGUUCCUGAAGCGCUUGCCACAGUUGGAGGUUGGGCGGGGGGACGGUGGAGAGGUCGUGCGUUUGAGCUGCUUGAGACAUUCAGCAGAGCGGCUUGGUCGUGCGGUGUUGAAGAGCGAGGAGGUGCGAUGCUUGGUGGAGGAGGAACUUGACGGGGACUUCGAACGAUUCAGAUGUUCGAGGCACAGACUUGGCAAGUGGCACGGCAACUUUGAGAUUGACCUGGAUUCUGUGCUGAAGAUGCUGUGGUUUCAACAAGGGCGCUGCUUCUACUCUGAUAUCCCGCUGCGUUUUGCUGAGCUCAACGUUGAUUGGAUGAUGUCACUCGAACGACUGGACAACAACAAGACGUACACCAAAGAGAAUACAGUGCUGGUGGCGUUAGAAUUCAACUCUGCGGAUCACAGUCGAACUGCCACAUCGCAGGUGUUUGGCUCUGGCCAGUGGUCCAGACGCAAGGCGGAGUACCAAGCCAUGGCGGGGCGGCGGCAAGGGCCGCCGGACCCAUCCACGGUGGUCUUCUUAGAUGUGGACGGCGUCCUCCACGCGAAGGGCGAUGAGUUGGAUCACUUCCGCGCCAGCAACAUGCGCGCCCUGCGACGCAUUGUGCUCACGAGCAAUGCGACGGUGGUCCUCUCCUCAAGCUGGCGCCGAAGGCCCCCGCUGCUCCAGCGUGCAGAUGCAGUGCUGCAGAAUUGGGGGCUUGCAGGUGUGGCCGAUCAGACGCCGGACUUGAAGGCCCAAGGCCUGAAGCGCGAGGACGAGAUUUUGAUUUGGCUCCGACGGCAUCCCGAGGUUCGGCAUUGGUUGGCCUUGGAUGACAUGGAGUUGACCUCCUCGGCGUCCAGCUUGGUGAACGCCUUGAUGGCCCAGCACGUGAUCCAGACCGAUCCCGAGAUCGGCCUGAGAGAGAUGUCCCAAGUCUCCCGCGCUCUGCGGGUGCUGCAGAAGUCCCGGGGCUUCGUCGAGGAGGCGCUGGAAAGAAAGAGGGUGACACAGAGAUCUGGGCUCUGUGCAUGA